GUCGCCGGGCGGCGCAGCAGCCGGCGGCCGAGGGGAGGCCGAGAUUUCCUCUUUGGAGGCGCCGAAUCCCAGUCGUAACUCGAGGGCGUUUCCAACACAUAAAUAGUUUGCUAGCAUGCAGACAAGUGUCCAGUAGCCUUUGUGCCAUUUGAGGCGUAAUGGAGAUAGCUUUUCUCAUGUUGUUGGUUCUUUCUCUGCUUCUGUUCCCUAAUGGCAUCUGCAAGAGUUUAGCCACACGGCCUCCUGUUGUGAAUAUUGGGUCUAUUCUUCAAUUUGACUCCACCACUGGAGGUGUUGCCGCAGUUGCCAUCCAUACAGCCUUGGAAGAUAUCAACUCCGAUCCAACAGUUCUAAAUGGAACUACACUGAAGGUUCAAAUCAAGGAUGCAAAUUGCUUUGAUGGUUUCCUUGGCAUGGUUCAAGCUUUGCAGUUCAUGGAGACUGAUGUUAUUGCAAUCGUUGGCCCUCAGUGCUCCACAAUUUCUCAUAUCAUUUCAUAUGUAGCAAAUGAGCUUCGAGUCCCUUUGAUGUCCUUUGCUUCUGAUGCAACUCUUUCAUCGAUACAGUUCCCGUUCUUUGUCAGGACUGGUCCCAAUGACCUCUAUCAAAUGGCGGCUGUGGCAGAAGUUGUUGACUACAACCACUGGAAGAUAGUGACUGCCAUAUACAUUGAUAAUGUUUAUGGUAGAAAUGGCAUUGCUGCUUUGGAUGAUGCACUCACUUUAAAGCGCUGCAAAAUAUCCUACAAGAUUGGGUUUCCUUCCAACGCUAAAAGGAGUGACCUCAUAAAUUUGUUGGUUAGUGUCAGUUCUAUGGAGUCUCGUGUUAUCAUUCUCCAUACUGGAACUGAACCUGGACUCAAGCUUUUCUCUAUGGCACACCAACUGAACAUGAUGGGCAACGGAUAUGUGUGGAUUGCAACUGACUGGCUGUCCGCAUAUCUUGAUGCUAAUUCAUCAGUUCCUGCUGAGACUAUAUCUGGCCUGCAAGGUGUUCUUACUUUACGGCCACAUAUUCCCAACUCAAAGACGAAUAAUUUGGUCUCUAAAUGGAGCACGCAAAGUAAAAAGUACAACUACAGUGAUCUUCGUGUAAAUACUUAUGCUUUUUAUGUUUAUGAUAGUGUCUGGGCAGUAGCUCGUGCUCUGGAUGCCUUCUUUGAUGAUGGUGGUAGGAUUUCCUUUUCAAAUGACUUGCAUGAUGAAACUGGAGGAACUCUUCACCUUGAAGCAAUGAGCAUUUUUGACAUGGGAAAUAAAUUACUGGAGAAGAUUAGAAAGGUAAACUUCAGUGGGGUAUCUGGGCAAGUGCAAUUCGAUGCUGUAGGCAACCUCAUUCACCCUGCGUAUGACAUCAUAAAUGUCAUCGGAAAUGGCAUGCGGACCAUUGGUUUUUGGUCAAACUAUUCUGGCUUGUUGUCGACUGUCUCUCCAGAGGCUCUAUAUUCAAAGCCUCCUAAUACUUCUCUCGUCGAUCAGCAUCUCUAUGAUGUUAUUUGGCCUGGGGAGACUGCACAGAGGCCUCGAGGAUGGGUCUUUCCUUCUAAUGCCAAGCAAUUGAAAAUUGGUGUUCCCAACAGAUUUAGCUUCAAAGAGAUCGUCACGGUAGACAAUGCUACUGGGUCAAUGAAGGGCUAUUGCAUCGAUGUCUUUACUCAGGCAUUGGCUUUGCUUCCUUAUCCUGUUAGUUACAAGUUUGUACCUUUUGGGAAUGGUACUGAAAAUCCUAAUUAUGACAAACUCGUACAGAUGAUUGAAUCAAAUGAGUUUGAUGCAGCUAUAGGGGAUAUUGCAAUUACAAUGAGGCGGACAGUAACUUUUGAUUUCACGCAGCCAUUCAUUGAAACAGGCUUGGUUAUCUUGGCUCCGGUUAAAGAGCAUAUAACAUCAUCGUGGGCAUUCUUGCAGCCAUUUAGUUUGGAGAUGUGGUGUGUUACAGGGCUGUUCUUUCUUAUUGUGGGUGUGGUUAUUUGGGUUCUUGAACAUCGGAUCAAUGACGAUUUCCGUGGUUCAGUAUGUCAACAAAUAAUAACUAUUUUCUCGUUCAGCUUUUCGACUUUGUUCUUCGCACACAGAGAAAAUACGAUGAGUGCCUUAGGGCGUGGUGUCCUGAUCAUAUGGCUGUUUGUUGUUUUGAUAAUUGUAUCCAGCUAUACCGCGAGUCUUACUUCCAUCCUGACCGUGCAACAACUUGAUACUUCUAUAAAAGGAAUUGAUGACCUGAAAAAUAGCGAUGGUCCUAUUGGUUUCCAAGUUGGUUCUUUUGCACAAGACUACAUGGUCAAGGAGCUCAACAUCUCACGGUCAAGGCUAAGAGCUCUGGGUUCACCACAAGAAUACGCGGAUGCCCUCAAGAUAGGCCCUAAGGAAGGAGGUGUUAUGGCCAUUGUCGACGAGCGCCCCUAUGUUGAACUGUUUUUGUCAACCUACUGCAAAAUUGCGGUAGCUGGCACAGAUUUCACCAGCAGAGGAUGGGGCUUUGCAUUUCCAAGGGACUCCCCUUUGCAAGUAGACCUCUCCACCGCAAUCCUGUCUCUGUCAGAGAAUGGGGAGCUGCAGCGGAUCCAUGCCAAAUGGCUCAAUACAGGGGAGUGCGCAACUGAAAACAGUGAGUUUGUCGACUCGAACCAGCUCCGCCUUGAGAGCUUCCUUGGUCUGUUCCUAAUCUGUGGUGUGGCAUGUGUUCUCGCGCUGGUACUCUACUUUGGUAUCAUGCUAUGCAAAUACCUGAGGCAUGAACCGCGGAAGAGCCUCAGAAGAUUCAUCUCGUUCGUCCAUGGGAAGGAGCCGCUGAAGAACAAGGAGAGGCGGUCCAUGAGCCUGCCUGGAAGCUCGACGCCAACAACGCCGAUGAGCAGCCUUAGUUCCCUUGACAUGGAAAGGCCGGCCAGGCCAGUCAGAAACGGCAGCAUUAUUGAUAUGGAAAGCUAGGUCAUGUGUAGAAAGCUAGUUAACAAUGCGGUCGACUAACCUAGGUUCUGGUAGUCGGACAGCAGGGGUGUAUAGGGGGAUUCAAAAUACUUCUUAAGUACUCCCUCCGAUUCAAAUUAAUUGACGUUGACUUAGUACAAAGUUGUACUAAGUUGGCGUCAAAUAAUUUGGAUCGGAGGGAGUACUAAAGUUUAGAAAUAAGAGAAGGAAGGAUUAAUAAGAAAUAGAAAUAUUGAAAUGCUCAUCCUGUCCUACAUAUAUUGUUUUUACCUUUGCAUGACUGUAUUUUGGGGGAUACUGUGUCGGUUCAGUCUUGCCGUUUGGCAGCGUGGCCUGUUCAUGUGUUUGAUAGGACGUAGUAGUGUGUGGGUACUUCAGUUAGAAGGUAUGCAGCGGACCGAGUCUAUUGACCGUGUGGCGAUGCCUGUAGUUUGUAGCACUAAAUUUUGAUGCUCAUUCUAAACUAAUUUAGAUAAAAGCCGCACAAAAAAUGUGCUAGUUUUUUGUUGUUGUUGCUCACAUACUCUGUUUUGUCUCAGUUUUAGUCCAGGGCAACUUUGAAGCUUAUCUUAGGGUGGUAGCCAGAAAAAUGUGUUAGCACCUUGCACAGGAGAAAUAGUUAAAGACCUUAUUAAGAAGUGAAGAAGAAUAGACGUCUCCAGUUUUUGUUUCUCCAACUCUAUGCCUACACUGUAAACUAUUUAUGGAUUAGCUCCAGUUGAUGCAACUGUACUCUUUCCGGUAGGUCUGAGAUGCGACUGAGCAUCCUAAGCUAGCUACUUGUCUCCCUUAAGUUUUACAGCAAGACAAAUGCACUGGACUGCGAAGAGGAAAUUCCUGCAGGCAUAUUCAUCGCGCUUGUGUUUUGACGUGUCGCGGGUAACCAAGAGUCGUUCAGCAGGGCGUUUCUAGGAUACGCCACGGGUCUUACAGUAAAGCCUGCUCUGUUUUACAUCGUUUCUGGCACGUGACUGGUUUGGUCGCUGUUCACUCUCCGUGGAAUGGAGAAGUGAAAGCGGGCAACUACUGCAGUCGGAGUGGGAGGAAGAAGACGAAGGUCCCAACCGUCGGAGAAAAAGGU
Molecule: messenger RNA, 4011 nt
Organism: Triticum dicoccoides
Lineage: Eukaryota; Viridiplantae; Streptophyta; Magnoliopsida; Poales; Poaceae
Product: glutamate receptor 3.1-like
Exons: 10
Coding region: 159-2930 (923 amino acids)
Cellular component (GO): membrane
Molecular function (GO): ligand-gated monoatomic ion channel activity
Source: RefSeq, a predicted model, not a curated record